AUGUCGUUACUAGGCAGUAACAAUUCUAAUUCUGCGUUUGGACAGCCAAAAAGAAUAGCCAGGUCUUCAUCGUUUAUUGGUGCACCAGGAAAUUCAUUAUUCGGAAGCAGUAACCUGACAGCAUCUUCUAAUCAAACAUCUGGUGGCUUAUUUGGAGCUUCAAACUCAAACAAUACAUCUUCAGGAUUCAAUCUCAACAAUACUUCUACAUCGGGUUCAUUAUUCGGAAAUUCAAAUUCCAGCAAACCUACCACUGGUCCCUUAGGUUCUUCAGGUACGACUGAUGGUACUACAGGACUUUUUGGAAGCUCGAAUAAUAAUGAUAGUGCUUCAACAGGGGGGUUAUUUGGUUCAAGUAAUAAACCUACUUUCAGUGGUACAGGUCUAUUUGGAGGACCCAACUCUGGGUCCAACAGUGGUGCAAACUUAAAUGUAAAUAAUACAAGCUCUGGGUUAUUUGGCUCAUCAGGUUCGAAUGCAAAUACGGGACUUUUUAAUAAUACAAAUAAUAGUCUUAAGAGUAGUAAUGUUCCCAAUAGCACAAAUACACUUUUUUCAUCGAAUAAUAAAAUUGGAACUAAUAAUACUACUACUGGAACAGGGCUCUUUGGUAACAGUAAUACAACUUCGUUUGGAUCAGGGCCCUCUGGAGCUAGUAUUUUCAGCUCAAACCAGAGUCAACAACCCCAACAGAAUAACGUUUUCGGGUCAUCAGUAAAUCAAAAUUUGUCUUAUAAUGAAAAUCCUUACAAUUUCAAUCAGGUGUUUGCCUCUUUCAAAGGUGCUUUAGAUAAAAUGCCUGCUUCCAUUACGGAAGAUAUUCCAUUAGAAUACAACAAAAGAUCGCAUUUAGAAAACAAAAAAAAAAUGAUAGACUCCGGGAGACAAGAAGCUCUGAACCUUCCGAAAUCUACAUUAUUGAAUAAAUUGGGUCGAGCCUUGAAAUUUUUCAGAGGUUCAAAUUCAAUAUCAAAAGAGUCUUCUGCCAAGGGAAUAUUUACGCAGACAGGAUAUUUGAAAUUGAAAGGUAAGAAGACACUUCCAAAGGCAGCACCCAAAACUAUAUCUAAACCAACAAUUAGAAGAAAUGUUGAUCCACAACAUAUAGAUAGUGUGAAACGAUUAAUUAUAAGAUCAGAACCCCUGAAAUUUCAUUUAAUUGAUGCCGAUAAAGUACUUGAUUCUAAAAGAAAGAGGAUAGUUAUUCAAAACAAGCCUACAAGUGCAUUAAAUGACGCAUAUUCAAGUGGUGAUGAUAGUGAUCAUAUCGAGCGCGGUACUAAUUUCAGAAUUUCUUCUCGUUUUCCUUAUACUGCCAGUGGAGGCCAGAUUUCAGAGGAGCAGAAUCAAGAUGGAACAACAUUCGAGGGAGAAAGUUUUAAGUCAAAUGUUCCAGAGAUCAACCUUGACAAUACGUCCAUAAAUAAUGGUUACUGGUGUACUCCAACUAUAAAGGAGUUGAUAUCAAUGAAAGAGGAGGAGCUCAAAAAUGUGGAAAAUUUCAUUGUUGGAAGAAUUAAAUACGGACAGGUCGCAUUCAACCAUCCAGUUGACUUAUCUCAAAUCCUUACCCAAGCCCAGAGGAAGGGAAUAACUUUAAAUAAAGAAUUAUUUGAAGAAACAGUAAGUAUUAGACAGAAAGUUCUUGAAGUUUACAAAGAUGAUAGAACGAAACCACCCAUAGGGUUUGGUCUUAAUGUUCCAGCCACUAUUACAUUAGAAAACAUCGAACCAAGAAAAGGUACAUCAGCAAGUAGUUACAUUAAGUUUUUACAAGGACAAGUUGGAAUGGAAUUUGUGACAUAUGAUCCUAUGACACAUGUGUGGGUUUUUAAGGUAAAGCAUUUUAGUAUUUGGGGAUUAGCAGAAGAUGAAGAUAACACAUCCGGAGAAUCAAAUGAUUCAAAUUUAAAAAGAAAGCAAGAAGGGUUAGAACAUGCUAAUUCUCUCAGCUAUUCUAAACUUUAUAAAAACGAUAAAAUUAACCAAGAACUUAAAAAGCAAAAACUUAGCAAUGAAACGAAAGGCUUACCAGGGGGCUGGACGUACGAUGACACUCAAGGUAGUCCUUUGAAUAUAAAAAGAGGAUUGGUUGCAAAUGAAAUUGAAAAACAAAUUGACUUAUAUAAGCAUGAAAUGACUGCCAAUGAAUUAGGUGCCAAUUUGAGUGACAUCACUAUUGAGUCAAGCGGCACUGAAGAACUGGAUAAUGACGAUAUACUUUCUAAUAAUCCAAGUCUUAAUAGUAAUCGCUUUGAUUAUUUGAAACAGCUAGUCAGCGUUCUCCCGAAAGAUGUUAAUUUGAAUGAUAUCAUUGAAGAGAAGGCGUAUGAGCCAGAAAUUUUAAAUGACGCAUUGUUUGAUAAUAUAAAGAUGAAACCAAAUUUGGCUGUUUCUGAUGAUUGGUUGAUUCAGUUGGAAUUAACGAAUGAUAUAAAUUCGUCGUUAAGUCGCUUUGUAUUUGAUUCAACUCGGGAACCAAAAGAAAUAACUAUCAAAAAUGUCGAUGAAGCUUUAUUUUCAAACUUCAACUCAGCGUCGAAAGAAUCAAAUUGUGCCCCAGAAAUCGAACAAAAACCACAGUCUUUGAUUACAGACUGGUAUGAAGAACAAAAACCGCAGACGAUUUCUUCAACCAUUUAUCGUCUCUUGUAUUCUUCUAAGAUUGACCAGAGAGUGAAUGGUUAUCCCAAAGUUCAAAAUGAUUCGAAUAUUUCUUUCGACAGCUUGCUAGUGGAGGGCUUAGGCGACGAGGACAGUAACAUCAUUCGUUUAUUAUCUGCACUCUUUGACUUGCCUAAAGAAGAGUUCAAAGAGGUUGACCAGUCUGAUGACCAGUUGAUUAACCAUCUCAAGGAGCUCAAAAUGAAGUCUCUAUUCCUCGAUUGGUUAAAGAAAUAUAAUGAGCUGUCAAUUACACAGCUUUCGGCAGAAGAGUCUUCUGACCCUUUAAAAACAGUCUUUGUCAAUAUAUGCGCCGGAAAUUUGAAAAGUGCAGUGACUGCCUCUUUAGCUCAAAAUAGCCCCCAUUUGUCAGUUAUUUUGACUCUAUUAGAUUCUAAUGACUUGAUCUCGAAAUCUAUAGCUGAUGGCCAACUUAAGAGUUGGAAUGAAAAAUCAAUUUUAAAAUACAUUCCAGAAACUGUUGUGAAAGUGUAUCAAAUAUUAUCGGGAAAUUUGCAUGAGGUAGUAUCUAGCUUACCUUGGAAUAUUGCGCUAGCAUUAAGGUUAAAUUAUGGAGCGGUCGAAACCAAGUUAAAAGAUCUCAUAAAGGAAUCAUUUCCACAUUUUGAUGACAGUCCUGUUACAGAAGUCUUAAGAUUAUACUAUCAGGCUGAGAAUGAAGGUAUGGAUAAGGCAAUGGGAAGCUUAGAAGCAUCAAGGCUCAAUGUCAAGUUCAAGUGGUUUGUUAAUAAGGUUAUAUCUCAUGGCGUUAGUUCAAAAAUGAACGAUACGAUAUCGCGUUCUUUUGGAAACUUCUUGACAAAUAAGGGCUUGUGGAAAGAAGCCAUAUAUGUCUAUUCUCAUUUGAAUAAUGAUGAUAGUGCUGCAUCCGCCAUACGUGAGAUAGUAGUUUCAAACAUCAAAAAUAUUAAAGAUGAAUCAAAGGAUAUUGAUGAAAUACCAUUUCUUAGUAGUGUACUAAUGGUUCCCCAACCUUUGAUAUAUGAAGCCGUGGCUUUGAACAAGCAUUCCUUAUCGUCGUAUUGGGAGGAGUGUGAAGCAUUCAUAGUUGCCAAAUUAUGGGAAAAAUCGCACAAAGUAAUUGUCGAUCACUUGGGUCCUUCUACAGUCAUUUCGAAUAACAGAGAAUCAAUAAGCCGUUUGAAGUCAAUUCUUUCUUUAUUUCCUGAAAGAGGACUUAUCAUACCAGAUUGGAAUACUGGUGCGGGAAUAUACGAGAAGUGGUGUCAACUUGAAGAUGAUGAGAAUGAUACUGCUUCUAUAGAAUUUCUAUUAUCAAAUAUUCCAAUGUCGAAGGCUCCCUCUACUCAAUCCAAUAUUGCACUCUCCAUUAUAUCAAAAAAGGUUGGAGAUUUUGCACUAGAUAACCACGCUAAUAUCAGUGGCUUGAAGGAGAAGGUUUUGUCUCUUCACCUUGGAGAAAACGAAACCAACUAUUUUAAACUUCGUUUAGCUGCUGUAUAA
Messenger RNA from Priceomyces carsonii, 4149 nucleotides. Its product is annotated as nucleocytoplasmic transporter. Gene Ontology annotation, molecular function: structural constituent of nuclear pore; RNA binding. The record is from RefSeq and is a predicted model, not a curated record. The transcript has a single exon. Gene Ontology annotation, cellular component: nuclear pore cytoplasmic filaments; nuclear pore. Gene Ontology annotation, biological process: post-transcriptional tethering of RNA polymerase II gene DNA at nuclear periphery; telomere tethering at nuclear periphery; RNA export from nucleus. The coding region runs from base 1 to 4149 and encodes 1382 amino acids. Lineage: Eukaryota; Fungi; Ascomycota; Pichiomycetes; Serinales; Debaryomycetaceae.